Oikopleura dioica is the source of this 1404-nucleotide messenger RNA. NCBI's taxonomy places the organism in Eukaryota, Metazoa, Chordata, Appendicularia, Copelata, Oikopleuridae. The record is from the annotation of a GenBank genome assembly.
AUGUUGACUCCUGUCUUCCGAAUCGAUCAAACAGAAGAUCAGAUUUUAUUGGAGAUCUCGGCAAAGUACAGUAAAGCUGCGGCGGCAGAUAUUUGUAUUGCAGAGAAUACGAUUAUCUUCAACGCCAAGCCGUAUUAUUUGAGAUUGAGGCUUUCUGGAAGAUUGGAAGAGAAUGAAGACGAGGUCAAAUGCACCUAUGAUGUGGACGAGGGGAAGUUUUUUAUCAAUGUCAAGAAGUUGAUUCCUGGAGAGGUUUUCACAGAUUUAGACAUGCUCCAAAAACUCCUUGAUACGAAGAAACAACCAACAGUUUCGAACGGAAUCGAAGUCAUCGACGAUGAUUGCGAAGACUACGAAGAAGAGGAGAUAGAGGACUGGGAGAUGGCCCAAGAAAUUACUUCGGAAGCACCGAUUACAGAAGGGUCAACUUAUGGCUUCGCGAAUUUGAGAUCAGAUAUUUUUCAGCGGCUUAGAGAAGAGAGUAGUGAACUGUUUGAUUAUUUGGAAGUUUCGACGGUGAAGAAUGCGCAGAGGACGGAGAUCAGGGUUCUAUUUGAGCAAGAGAAGUUUGAUGAAGACCAUUAUUUAUCAGACUUGUUCGAACCUGAUUACGCGCUGGAAGCAGCUCAAAAUUAUAAAGGUUUUUGGGAGAACAAAGAGUCAUCGUUGUUGUCACCCGACGAAAAAGCAGUUCUUGUCUCGAUGAAAUCAAAAAGUCUUCCCGCGUUGGAUUUCAAAGCAACAAUCCAAGUCUAUUCCGGUCUUCUCGAACUCCUCUUCUCAUACUGUUAUGUCAAACGUUGGUUUGGCGACGAUUUGGAACCAGAAGCAGCGACGAUGAUCGCAAAGAUCUCGCCGAUGCUUUCGUGGCUUGAUACUUCGGAAUAUCCGCCAAAAGCGCUGGAAUCUUGCUUCAGACGAGCACUUAUCUUUCCAUUCCACCGAUCAUUUUCUCUCGCUGAAAAAAGCCAGAAAGAUGCGGCAAGGAUUUUGAAGCACGGGAGAGAGUGCGUUACGAAAGUGUUAUUGGAACUGAGGACUUUGUUCAAUAGAAGGGAUCCGUUUUAUUUAUUCAAUCAGUUAUACAUCGAUGAUUAUAUCACUUGGAUGCAAACCCGAGCUAGCUCAGAAAACCUGGAACAGCUAGCGAAGAACGCAAAGCAUAUCAAAGUCACAAAAGGCUCUCUUGGACUCGACCUCGAUAUGCUCGAAAAGGCUGCGUUUAUGGUCAUGGAAGAUGGAGAUAUGGAAGAGAACGUCGAUAUGACGACUAUGGAAGAAGCGAUGAAGCAAUUGGGAAUUCAGUUAGGCGCAGAUGGAGAAUUUCACUCAGAACUAGAGAAAGAACUAAUGGAGAAAACGAAAGAAGAAGGAAGUUCGAAAGUUGGAAUUACCGAGUUAUGA